UAUAAACUGCACACAGCGGCCAGAGCUCACAGCUUCAGCGGACAUCACCGUGGUGCUGAAAUCUCAGAGACGUCGCUCAUUCUCUCUCUCUCUCUCACACACACACACACACUCGCUGCGACUGGAACCAUGGACAGAUUCUCGUGGAAACUUUUUGUACUUUCUUGCCUGGUUGUUAUGGACAGCUCCGCGCAAGACUUCGGACAGACGCAGUUUAUUUGCACGUCGGUGCCCAAGGAUAUGGACCUGUGCACGGCUACGAUGCAGAACAGCGGACCGGCGGAGGACCUGAAGACCACGGUCAUGCAGCUGCGGGAGACGGUUCUGCAGCAAAAGGAGACCAUUAUGAACCAAAAGGAGACAAUCAGGGAGCUAACGUCCAAGUUGAGCCGCUGCGAGAGCCAGAGCCUCCCCGCGGCGGCGGGACCCGGCGGCAGGCGGCCAGGGUCGAAGAACACGAUGGGGGAUGUAUCCCGGGGCACCACGGACACUCUGGCCCAGCUGGGACAGACUUUACAGACGCUCAAACAGAGACUGGAGAAUCUAGAGCAAUACAGCCGAGGGAACAACACCGUGCAGGCGAACAGCCUGAAAGAUCUGCUGCAAAACAAGAUAGAUGACAUGGAGAAGCAGGUUCUCUCCCGGGUCAACACGUUAGAAGAGACCAAACCGGGCUCCAGGAACGACAGCGAGCAGCGGAACAGAGUGGAGUCCACGCUCACCUCUCUGCACCACCGGAUCACAGACCUGGAGAAAGGCAAAGACACCAGGCCCGCAGAUAAGUUCCAGCUCACCUUCCCCCUGAGGACCAACUACAUGUACGCCAAAGCCAAGAGGAGCCUCCCUGAGAUGUACUCCUUCAGUGUGUGUCUGUGGAUCAAGUCCAACGCCUCGCCUGGGGUGGGGACACCCUUCUCAUACGCUGUGCCGGGUCAGGCCAACGAGCUGGUCUUGAUCGAGUGGGGGAACAAUCCCAUGGAGAUUCUGAUUAAUGAUAAGGUUGCAAAGCUGCCGUUUCUCAUCAACGAUGGAAAAUGGCAUCACCUCUGCAUCACAUGGACCACCCGUGACGGUAUGUGGGAGGCCUUCCAGGACGGAGUGUUGCGGGGCAGUGGAGAAAACCUGGCACCGUACCAUCCCAUUAAACCAGAGGGAGUGCUGGUCCUGGGACAAGAGCAGGACACAUUGGGAGGAGGCUUUGAUGCGACACAAGCCUUCGUAGGAGAGCUAGCAAACUUAAAUAUCUGGAGUAGGAAACUUUCUACCACCGAGAUCUACAACUUGGCGACCUGCAACAGCAAAGCACCAGCUGGCAACGUCUUCUCCUGGACGGAGAGCAACAUUGAAGUAUUUGGCGGAGCGACCAAAUGGACCUUCGAGCCUUGCCGUUCGCUCAACUGAACUGCAUUUCAUCGAUCAAGAAAAAGGCCUCUCUGUAUUUCUGAGCUUUUGUCGUUCUUGUCUUCAUUUGACGUUUGUUAGAGACUAUUUGAGUUAUUGGUAAGCUUAAAUCUGGGAUUUCUAUCAUUCUUAGGUAUUUAUGUGCAAAACAACAACUUUUCAUCUUGAGGAAAAAAAAAAAAAAUCGAAUUCGUCUUGGGAACCUCAGUGAGAAAGUAUUGGUAUCUGUUGCUCCUUUUUUUUCCCCCUCCCCCCCCUCCCUCAGACGUUCCGUUAAAAGCACACCUAAGCUUUUCGUUUGGCUUAUUUCGUCUUGGACUGGCAGCUGGCAAUCUGCGCCUUAUGUUUGAACAAUUCAAUAUCCAAGUGAGGAAUUACAUAACCGCUCCCACCCCCUUCCCUCAGGAGAGUGGGAGAUUGUGCUGUCCGUCCAAUUCUUGUCAGUGUUUGGCGCUGUGAAGUGAUGUCUGACGCGGUACAGCUCCCUGCGAAGCCCAAAUUCCCACCCCCAUCCCACCCAGCCCCACCCUCCCCCCAUCCUCCUCCUCCUCCUCCUCCUUCACUCUGCCCCCACCCCUCCGGAACUUGCACUGUGACUGAUGAAGAGAACGCCAGGAGAGGAGGGUACGUUGAAGGACACUGCAAAGUCAGACUGUGGUACAAGUCAAUUUGUUCUCGUUGUUCGCUUCAAGUGUUUCUGUAAGAAUGUCGUUAACUUGCCAACAUUGCUACAAAGCCUGGGUGCCUUGGGCUGGUACAAAUAUUCAGCACAUUCAGUAUGUUUUCAGUUGCAAAUUCAGUGUUUAUUGGUUUCUGUUUUUGUUUUGUUUUUUCUGAGCUGGUUUGAGUUUCUUGUUCCUCUGGUAAAUGUAAUUUAAUUACAGUUUGUUAUCUGACAUAAUGUGUUUUGGCAGGUGUUUGUACUACUCUGUAUUAGGAAUGUUACAGUAUCUGUAUAGUAACAGCAUGAAUGACAGAGUGCUGUGAAAGCAUUGUCGAAAAUCUGCUUUACUAUCUUCUCUGGGUCUGGGUUUUUUACUGUAUUGUUAUAUGCUCCAAGCAUGGCAAAACUGAGAGAUGAAGAAUUUAAUUUUUGUAAUAAA
Seriola dumerili (greater amberjack) is the source of this 2504-nucleotide messenger RNA. RefSeq names its product neuronal pentraxin-1-like. The coding region runs from base 130 to 1401 and encodes 423 amino acids. The transcript has 5 exons. The record is from RefSeq and is a predicted model, not a curated record. Lineage: Eukaryota; Metazoa; Chordata; Actinopteri; Carangiformes; Carangidae.